Molecule: messenger RNA, 1161 nt
Organism: Danaus chrysippus (African queen)
Lineage: Eukaryota; Metazoa; Arthropoda; Insecta; Lepidoptera; Nymphalidae
Source: the annotation of a GenBank genome assembly
AUGGCUAUAUUCGGCUUAGCCUCAGCGGUCGCGGGCUUUGUAAAAGUCCGCUACCUGAUCGACAAGGCCGUUAUUGACAACAUGGUCUUUCGGAUGCACUACAGAAUCACAUCUGCCAUCAUGUUCCUGGCCUGCAUCCUUGUCACCGCUAAUAAUCUUAUUGGUGACCCGAUAUCUUGUAUAAGUGAUGGCGCUGUACCGGCUCAUGUCCUCAACACAUACUGCUGGAUUACCUAUACUUUCACACUACCAUACAGCGGAGCUAAAGGAGUGGCUCACCCUGGUCUUGGAAACGACUACGAUGAAGAGAAAAAAAUACAUUCGUACUACCAAUGGGUGCCGUUCAUGCUAUUCUUCCAGGGUCUUCUUUUCUACAUUCCUCACUGGAUCUGGAAGAACUGGGAAGAAGGCAAGGUCCGCAUGAUCUCUGAUGGAAUGCGUGGAACAACUGCUAUCAUUGCCGACGACAAAACUAACCGCCAGAACCGUUUAGUUCAAUACCUGUACGAUACGCUUCACAUGCACAACACCUAUUCAUUCGGAUAUUUCUUCUGUGAAGUCCUCAAUUUCGUCAAUGUGGUCGGCAACAUAUUCUUCUUGGACGCAUUCCUUGGCGGUGCUUUCUUGUCUUACGGUACCGAUGUCGUGAGGUUCUCUAAUAUGAAUCAAGAACAAAGAACUGAUCCUAUGAUUGAGGUAUUCCCGCGAAUCACAAAAUGUACCUUCCACAAAUACGGAGCUUCUGGAACUAUUCAGAAGCAUGACGCAUUGUGCGUUCUUGCUUUAAACAUCCUCAAUGAAAAAAUCUUCAUAUUCCUUUGGUUUUGGUUUAUUAUUCUGUCUGUCGUAUCCGGCCUGGCUAUCGUGUAUUCAGCAGCAGUCAUCCUUCUGCCAAGUACACGUGAAACUAUUCUCAAACGUCGCUUUAGAUUCGGAUCUCCAAAUGGAGUAGAGGCCCUCGUUAAGAGAACUCAGGUCGGAGAUUUCCUGCUGCUACACCUACUCGGUCAGAAUAUUUCACUUCGUGUUUAUGGCGAAGUGUUAGAUGAACUAUCACGUCGUCUUAUCCUGGGUUGUAAUCCACCAUCGGCACCCUCUACAUUGGAAAUGGCACCGAUCUAUCCCGAUAUCGACAAAUUCGCCAAGGAGACUGAGACGUAA